Molecule: messenger RNA, 1443 nt
Organism: Trichophyton verrucosum HKI 0517
Lineage: Eukaryota; Fungi; Ascomycota; Eurotiomycetes; Onygenales; Arthrodermataceae
Exons: 2
Coding region: 1-1443 (480 amino acids)
Molecular function (GO): protein binding
Source: RefSeq, a predicted model, not a curated record
AUGAUCCCAGGCAUCACUGCCACCAUGGAAACAGUCCCGCAAGAGAUCUUUCUAUCUAUCCUUGAUUACAUCGGAAAAGAGGAACGCCAUUUAAAGCCAUAUCUGACCGUUUCUCGACGCUGGCAGCGCGUUAUUGAACGGUUCUUCUUCAGAAGUCUCGAGAUUAAGAACACUAGUCUAUCUACGUUUGCAAGACUCUUCCGUGAAACCGAGGCCCAUCGCAAAGCUCUGGUUGAGUCACUUGAUUUCCAGGUUCUUCUACCAACCUACGACGGGGAUAAUUACCAUCAGCAUGAAGAGGCCAACAAUCAAGUAUUCUCCACUGCUAUUCUUGAGCUAUUCCAGGUGCUUGAGACCUUUAAUGAGGAUGAGAAUGUCAAGAGAAAUAUUAGAAGGGGUGAUGGGCUGGAUUUACAUAUAACCUAUAUAUUUUCGCCGAGCGAUAACUUCUAUGAUCUGGACCAUAUCGCUGGAAUUAGUGGGAGAUAUAUCAAGCUCCUGAACCACGAAAGGUUGCCUACCCUCUCAUGUGUAUCUAGCUUUUAUUCUCGCCAUGGUGGUGGAUCACGUAUUUUAGACCCUGCAUCAGGCAUUCUUAUUGCAGGCAAGCUUAAGGGUUUACAAGUCUCUGCUAACGAAUAUGAUGACCAUCGAGACUAUAUUGGCGACGAAACCCGGAAGAUAAUUCGGCCUGCCUUUACAAAUGCCCUCUCUCUAUAUACUCAUUCCUUAAGGAAGUUUAAGCUUGAAAUGGAGUACUCCGACCCACCUGAUGAAGCAAUUGAUCCCCCGAAUUAUAUCCCAUCUUCCUCGCUAGUGGACCCAAUGAAUCUUGCAUUCCACGAGUUUAUUCAGCGAACAGGCGUUUCGAUAGUAUAUAUUAACGGAAGUCAUAUUAUCUCACCAGAGUUCUUCUGGCCAUAUGAUAACUUCAAGCCGGCUCCGACACCAUUUUGGCCAAAUUUAAAGGAGCUAUGUGUUUCGAUAUCGUCAGCCACUCCCAAUGGGGAGUGGUACUUUAUGGGUGAUUCAAAAAUUGCUUCCCACUCUGAGUUUAUAGGGGCUACUAGGAAGAAUGAUACCCAGGAAUCUUAUAGCAACGAGGAUUCUCAGAACACAUUUCGCAGUAUUCCAAACCCUGAGAGGAUGGACCCCCUUCUAAUAGCCAUGGCACAGGCUAUCCGUUAUGCACCCUCUAUUGAGCGAGUUGAUCUAGGUUGUACCGACCCAGCGUUAUCCCCAAAAUAUAUCAAAGUCGCAGGCUUUAAACGGCAAUUUGACAUUUAUUAUCGUACUAGUGGCAUGGAGAGCCCAUUCUUCCAGGGUCCACAAAUCCAGAAGCCUAGCUUUAUAUGUGAUGUACAAGACUGGCGCCCUAAUAAGGAGGUUGAGAGGUAUUGGAUGGAGGCAUUGGGGCCCGACGGAGAGAUAGUUUAUCGAUAG